Molecule: messenger RNA, 2293 nt
Organism: Exaiptasia diaphana
Lineage: Eukaryota; Metazoa; Cnidaria; Anthozoa; Actiniaria; Aiptasiidae
Product: zinc finger CCHC domain-containing protein 7
Exons: 15
Coding region: 163-2253 (696 amino acids)
Molecular function (GO): nucleic acid binding; zinc ion binding
Source: RefSeq, a predicted model, not a curated record
CUAAAAUGGCCGAAAGGAAGCAACUGUUCACGUGUUUUUUGUUGUGUUUGAAUUAAAUGUUUUGCUUUCUGAUGAACUUAAAUGCUGGCAGACCUAUGAAACUAUAAAUCUUAACUAUUAACCAUUGAUGUAUUGGAUUUUUAAGGGGAAAGCUGUUUCGCCAUGAGUGAUGACGAUUUUGAUGAAGAAACUUUUGCUGCUUAUGAAAAUGAACUCUAUGGUGAAAAGAGAGACAGUGAUAGCGAUGUAGAAAGUGAGGUCGAAGAUGCACUUUAUAGUCAAGUCCACCAUUCAUUCUCACUGCCUGAUCAUGAAGAUAAUCCCGAAGAUGAAAAAGAUGAAUCAGAACCUGGAAGUGCAGUUCAAGAGAGCAGCAUUGUAGACAGUGGAAAACCAUCAAUAAUCAUUAUUUCAGAUGAUGAUGAUGAUGGCAAUGGUGUCAACACUACCAAUAUUUAUUAUGUUAUCGAUGAUGUAUCUCAAAAUGAAUUGGAAGAGAGCAGUCCUGAACAUUCUCAAGAAAACUGGGAUUUGAUUGACAAAGAUAUGGAGGAUGAAAUCAAAGGCAAACGUGGAGCUGCGCGAUAUUAUGCUCCUAAUACUGGUAACCCUCACAAAAGAUGCCGCAACUGUAAUGAGAAAGGACAUCUGGCAAGGGAUUGUCCGAUACCUAAGAAAAUCUCCUGUGUCUUGUGUGGUACACCAGGACAUAUCAGAACAAGAUGUCCAAACCAGUUAUGCUUUAACUGCUUCCAGCCAGGACAUCGCUCGUUUGAGUGUCAAGAGUUUCGUGUGCGCUGGACGGACCAAUGUCGCAGGUGCUAUCAGAAUGGUCAUCAUAGCAAUACAUGUGCUGAUAUCUGGAGACAGUAUCAUCGAACUACAGUUGCGGGAAUCCCCCCUGUUCGUGCUGAGAAACCUAAAGACUCUACCAGACCAGUGUAUUGCUAUAACUGUUCUGCUAGUGGACACUAUGGAUAUGAAUGCCCAGAGGAGCGUCCGUUGGAGAGCGUAUCCUUCUCAACUGUUCAGUACAUUGUCAGAUAUGAUGGACACUUAGAUCGCCCCUUCGUCAAGACUCCUAGAAUUGAUGAUCAAAAUAGAACACAUGAUCGACACAAAGAAUCCAGAAAUAAAGCAGUUGAUCGGGACAAAGAAUACAGAGAUGGAACAUUUGAUCGAGACAAAGAAUACAGAAAUAGAACAGUUGAUCGAGAAAAAGAAUACAUAAAUAGAUCAGUUGAUCGAGAAAAAGAAUUCAGAAAUAGAACAGUUGAUCGUGAACAAGAAGAAUACAGAACGAGAACACACGACAGAACUCCUUCCUAUAAUCAAGAUAUUGAAGAUUAUUGUAGAACACUUAAUCGAGAAAAAGAAGAUUUCAGAAAUAGAACACAUGAUCGAGACAAUGAAAGAACUCCUUCAAAAGAAAGCAGAAAAAGAAUACAUGAUMAGGAUGAGGAUUCCACAAUAGAACACAGCAAACGGAGAAAGUCUUGGCCAAGUAAAUGGCGUCCAAAAGGUGAAGGGUAUUGUGACUAUAUAGCAGGGCGUGUGAAGGACGGCAGUAUUGCUAGAGGUACUGGRAUCGUAGAGAAUGAAAUCGAAUUUGGAGAUUUUCGUAUUGAGGACGUGGAGGUUCCACCUAUUGGUUUUCGCAUAGAUGAUAUGCCUCAGCAAGGUUCAAAAAAGAAAAAGAGGAAGAAGAAAAAGACCCACACUGAAGAAUUGCCGUUUCUUGUUACCUUUGAAUCAAGAAAAGAAAGGAAAAGGAAAGGAUGGAAGAACAAUGAAACGCGAACUGUGGAAUACUGCAACAACCAAUCUCURCAGGAUCAGCCAAGUGCUUCUCGGACAGUUGAGCUCAUUAAUCCAAGAAAAGGAAGGGUAUCUGACAGUCUAAUGAGAAUAGUGGAUGACUGGGAAAAAAUAAAUGAAAAACAGGCUAAAGGAAACCACAAAUCAUCACACGAAACAAGUACAAAGCACAUGAAACAACAUACUUUAUCCAUGCCUUCUCGACAACAACAUACCUGGUUACCAGCCUCCAUUAAAGACCACCAAAGGCCAGUCCCAGGCUACUCUCGACAGAAAGACUCCUCAUCAGGCCAAAACGUUCACAAAAGAAGCAAUGAUUUCAGAAAUCCAAAACCGAACUUUAUGCAUGACUUCCAAGGCAACAAAUGGCCGAACAAGAAGGCAAAUCAAUCAGGGAGAGGAUUUCGCUCCAAAAAGAAAUAUUACACUUUGUAAUGGUCAAUUUUAUAAUAAAUUUUUAUGAAGUUCUUUCAGA